AUGAAAGUGCGCCAGAAACACAUUUCCUUUCUCAUCAACCCGAACUCGGACCCUGUUGCAGCGGAAAUCCGUGGUCACUGCCGUUGUUUUUUCGAUGAUCAUGACUUCGAGUUCCGGGUUCUCUCGAUAAUUGCUACUGCUGCAUCUCCAUGGAUACCAACCAGCUCAGACCACGAGUUCUCAGCGGUACCUGCCAUGAUUAAACGCAAGUUAGUAAAUUGA
Molecule: messenger RNA, 222 nt
Organism: Ilex paraguariensis (yerba mate)
Lineage: Eukaryota; Viridiplantae; Streptophyta; Magnoliopsida; Aquifoliales; Aquifoliaceae
Source: the annotation of a GenBank genome assembly